This is a messenger RNA of Plasmopara halstedii, 1116 nucleotides long. Its product is annotated as ribosomal protein l21. Gene Ontology annotation, cellular component: cytoplasm; ribosome; nascent polypeptide-associated complex. Bases 1 to 1116 code for a protein of 371 amino acids. Gene Ontology annotation, molecular function: RNA binding; structural constituent of ribosome. The record is from RefSeq and is a predicted model, not a curated record. NCBI's taxonomy places the organism in Eukaryota, Oomycota, Peronosporomycetes, Peronosporales, Peronosporaceae. The transcript has 4 exons. Gene Ontology annotation, biological process: protein targeting to membrane; translation.
AUGGCCGCAACUUUGGCUCGCAGUCUACGCGCGUGUACUCGCCAAUCAGGAUCGCUGUUGACGCGCACCUUUGCAUCAUCUGCUACCUUUGAAACUCAGCCUAAAUUCUCCGUGGUUGAUCAUCCCGUAACAGCUGACACUAUCAAGCCUGAAGAUUAUUUUGCCAUUGUCAAGCUUGCUGGGACGCAAUAUAAGGUGGUACAGGGGGACAUUGUCAUCACUGAAAAAUUAAAGGAAGCAAAGGUUGGUGAAAUAAUGGACAUUGAUCAAGUACUUCUCUUAGGAAAUGUGAAUCAGACAAUUGUUGGACGGCCACUUGUAGAAGGCGCUAAAGUACGUGCUCGCGUGGAGGAGCAAACACUGGAUGCCAAAAUCGAUGUGUUUAAGAAGAAACGUCGAAAGAAUUACCGCCGUUGGAAUGGAUUUCGUCGUCAGGAAAGGUUAUGCUGCUGUCCCUUUCACAGUUUUAAGUAUCACGAUUACUUGACUGGCCCAGAUAGCUUCACGCUCAAUCUCCAAAGAGUCAGCAGACCCGUACGCUCCUCGAUCACAAUGGCCCACCCGGAGCAUGACCACGUGAAUGACCAUGACCACGAUGAACAUCACGAAGAUGUAGACUCUGAUGACGAGAUCCCGGCACUUGAAGAAGCUCCGGAUGCCGCUGAUGCCGAAAAGGGCAAACACAAUCGCUCGGAAAAGAAAUCGCGCAAAGCCAUGCAGAAGCUUGGCAUGAAGCCUGUGGGUGGCAUUAUUCGUGUCACGAUAAAGAAGAACAAAAAUGUGCUGUUUGUUAUUUCCAAGCCUGACGUCUUCAAGAGCACUGUCAGCGAAACUUAUGUCGUCUUUGGUGAGGCCAAGAUCGAGGAUCUGAACGCUCAAUCUCAGUCCUUAGCUGCUCAACAAUACAAAGCACCUUCUGCUGAGUCUACUGUUGGAACUGCAGCCGCUAUUGAUGAGACCGAAGAGGAUGAUGAGGACGUCGAUGACUCGGAAAUUGAUGCUAAAGACAUUCAACUUGUCAUGAGCCAAGCUGGCGUAAGCAAAAGCAAGGCUGUAGCCGCUCUACGCUCGAAUGACAAUGACAUCGUCAAUGCCAUCAUGGAGCUCACUAUGUAA